Rhagoletis zephyria (snowberry fruit fly) is the source of this 1033-nucleotide messenger RNA. RefSeq lists its product as uncharacterized. NCBI's taxonomy places the organism in Eukaryota, Metazoa, Arthropoda, Insecta, Diptera, Tephritidae. The record is from RefSeq and is a predicted model, not a curated record.
CCCUUGCAAGGUGCACGGAUUGCACGAAUUGCAAAGUUUUCCAAUCCGUGCAAUGACACAACAACAAAACACAUGCUUAAAAUAUUUGCAAUUGCUGCAAUAUAUGCCACGUCUAAACCCAUGUAUAUUUCCAUGCAACGAAGCCUAGCAAAAAAAAUGCGACCCUGCGCCAGCUGUCUGUUGUCAUUUUGAAUUAGAUAUUUGCAGAAAUAGGUAAGUUUUGAGAUUUUCAUUUGUGAUUGUAAAAAUAAGCGAUUUGGAGACUCCACCGACAAAAAAAAAUAGGCAGCAGCCUAACAAAAAGUGGACUGAACGCGAAGUGCUCUUAAUUAUAGAUUUCCUGCAGGAUGAGGCAGAUUUUCAGGUUCCAACUGCUCAAUUCUUUUACAAAAAGUUCCUGGAGAAAACGCAAUUGAAUGCGUCGUGGGAGCUUCUAAAAUGGAAAGUGCGACAUUUGAAAUCCAAAUUUCGUGAGGCCAAUGGCAUGCUCUCUUCAAGUGGUGAAGGAUUACUAUCGGAUGCAGACGGCAGCAGCAUCGAAGCAAAAGUGGCAAAAAUAUGCCCACACUUUGAUCGGCUGAAAGAAGUUUUUGGCAAGCGGGUGCAAGACAGUCAGCCAAUCUUGCUAACGACUGACGAACUACUCCCUGUUUCGCCACAAUUGUCCCCAGCGAGUCCUGCUCUAGUAAACGAUGCCAUUUUAGAUGAGUCGACAAGUGCCGCAGUAAGUAUCGCGCCUUCCGGUAUGCAAGCUCUAACUGCGCCAUGUAUGGCACCGAGAACGACGAUCGCCUCGCGCACGCCAACCAAUUCGAUAAGUCAACUGGCUGCCAUCCAAAAGGAGAAAAUUUCUUUGGAAAAAAUUAAAUUGGAGUAUGAGAAAAAUAAAUUUGAAAGAGAUAAGAAGAUUGAAGAAAGUAAAGUUUUGAUGGAAGAGAAAAGAAUAGAAAUUGAGGCGAAGAAAGUUGAAUUGGAAGAUAAGUGGAAGGUACAAGAUAUGGAAGGNAAUUACAUGUUUGAUAAAUAUAUCUAA